AUGCUGUUAAAUAACAUCAAACCAUUUUAUAUUUUGGAAAUCUUGUCAACGGUUUCUAAACAAUUUCGUUUGUUACAAAUAAGGAAUUGUUAUAGCAUAUUUGGUAUAAAUGAUUUGGUCCAACAAGAAAAACCUGAAAAGUAUACAAUCGUCCCAGUGCAAACAUAUAACCACGAAACGGCUGUGCGGUUGGCUAAACGGUAUUUCCUCAGCGACCAUGUCUUCGUGCGCGCCCGCCACAUGGAUCUAAACAAUGAUAGUGCUGUCGACGAUUACAUUGCUGGUCUUAUUAAACAAGGUAACUCUAUGUUCGCGAGAACAGAUGGAGGUGCGAUUGCUGGAGUCUGUAUUAAUUUUGUCGCCGAACCAGACGAUCCGAAGAAACUUCGCAACUAUGCAUUUUAUCGACAGGACCCUAAUACGAAAGACUUUUUAUAUUACACCGCAAAGCUGCAAGAAACGCCAAAUCUUUGGAAUACAUUCAAUGCGGACAAAAUUUUCGAGAUUAAAAUGAUAGCUGUAUUACCGGAAUAUCGGAGACAGGGUGUGGCCACGAUGCUUGCGCAGAAAUCGAAGACUCGAGCAAAGGAUUUGGGAUACGAUGUCAUUCGCAUGGACUGCAUUAAUCCAUAUGAUUACAAAAUAGCCGAACGUUGCAUGCUAUCCUGUCUCGCAAAGUUUUCUCUGCACAAGUUGCGCGGUACAACAGCGCCGUUUAUCAAGAAAGCCUCGGAACAUAACACGUGUGUACGCGUAUAUGUGGACGCGCCCGCCAAACAGGACUCGCCUGAGAUGAAGAUGGCUGAUUUAGAGAGCAUGUUUGAAUAA
Messenger RNA from Bicyclus anynana (squinting bush brown), 828 nucleotides. RefSeq lists its product as uncharacterized. Bases 1 to 828 code for a protein of 275 amino acids. The record is from RefSeq and is a predicted model, not a curated record. Gene Ontology annotation, molecular function: N-acetyltransferase activity. Lineage: Eukaryota; Metazoa; Arthropoda; Insecta; Lepidoptera; Nymphalidae. The transcript has 6 exons.